AUGCGGCUGCGCCUGCUGCUGUCCGCGGGCGUCCUGCUGGUGGCUCUGCUGCGCUGCCCGCCGUGCGGGGCUCUGCUCAGCCGGGGGUCCGCCCCGGGCGCCCCGCAGCCCCCGCGGGGCCCCCACACCCUGGAUUUCUUCCAGCCCGAGCAGCCCCAGCAGCCGCAGCCUCGACCCGUUCUGCUCCGCAUGGGAGAAGAAUACUUCCUCCGCCUGGGGAACCUCCACAAGAGCCCCGCUCCUCGGAUGUCGCCCGACUCGUCGGCCCUCGCCGGCGGCAGUGACAACCGCCCCGGGUCCCAUCAGGCGGCGGCCGCCAACUUUUUCCGCGCGUUGCUGCAGCAGCUGCCUCCGCGCCCGCUCGACAGCCGCGCGGGUCCCGCGGAGCGCAGCGCCCCUGGCGGCCACCAGGAGGCGCUGGAGCGGGAGAGGCGCUCGGAGGAGCCGCCCAUCUCGCUGGAUCUCACCUUCCACCUGCUCCGCGAAGUCUUAGAAAUGGCCAGGGCCGAGCAGUUAGCGCAGCAAGCUCACAGCAACAGGAAACUGAUGGAGAUAAUAGGGAAAUGA
Dipodomys ordii (Ord's kangaroo rat) is the source of this 567-nucleotide messenger RNA. It is a transcript of the gene Crh, whose product is annotated as corticotropin releasing hormone. The transcript has a single exon. Gene Ontology annotation, molecular function: corticotropin-releasing hormone activity. Gene Ontology annotation, biological process: negative regulation of epinephrine secretion; negative regulation of glucagon secretion; positive regulation of cortisol secretion. NCBI's taxonomy places the organism in Eukaryota, Metazoa, Chordata, Mammalia, Rodentia, Heteromyidae. Gene Ontology annotation, cellular component: extracellular region. The coding region runs from base 1 to 567 and encodes 188 amino acids. The record is from RefSeq and is a predicted model, not a curated record.